AAACAAUCAUCUACAAUUACACCAUGUCAUCAUUCAUAUCUAUUGCGGAGGGCACGCAGCCUGAUCUUUCAUCAACCACGCUCAUCAUCCCCUCAAUUUCAAUAGGAAAUAUACCCCAAUUGGCGAUUGACCUCCUCAUUCAUACCUUCUCGUUUGCCAAAGUUGGUUCCUUGGAUGAUUUAUAUGUUUACCCCUUUGCCUCGCCCGUAGACUACCUGAAAACACCAGUUCCUGGAAUAUCCCGUGCAAUCGAAGUGUACCAUUGUCCUGAAUUACAACUUACGUUAGUUCAACAACGAUCACCCAUCCUCCCAUCGUAUACGGAUGUAUUUGUCAAGGAAACAAUAUUACCCUUCAUUAAAGCAUUCAAGUUUGCCAGAGUUGUAGUGUUGGAUUCUUCUGAUGCGGGAUUAGUGGAACACGUUCAUGCGGGCGGGAUUGAAGUGUACACUACCGAAGUAUUAUUGAGUAAAUCCCUCGAGUCAUUGAAGUUAUCACAUGAAACUCAGGAAUUGCAAGAAUUGGAAGCCCAAGAACAACAGAAACAUUCUAAUUACGUAAGGAGUUUGUUGAAGGCAUUCAAUUUACCCCGUAUUGACAAGAACGUUGAAGUUAACGUGGAUUUUAUGGUCUUGGUUAGUUUUGUAUAUGAAGGAGACAAUUUUUAUGAUGCUGAAAAAUUGGCCGAUAAGUUGGGUGAAGUUUUACGAUUGAAAAAAGUUGAUCGCUGGACAAGACCAGUAAGUUGGUUUGGUGCUUAUGGAGAUAAACCUGUUCCUGAUGCAGUUGAAGAAGGAUUAUUUGGAUAGCUUGUUUAGGUGAUAAUAAAAGAAAUAAGGUGUUCAAGGGUUGUAAAUUAUAACUUCUCUCUCCUCAUGGAAAAAACUGAGCUUAUUGCUUAUGCUUAGGAUCAUUCUGUCAAAUAAUACAUAUAUCUGUUGCAUUAUCAUAAAGUUUAAUCGUAGUGGAUUCCCUUGUAUUUUCUGUCUUCACGGUGUACAUCAAUAUAUCUAAUACAUAUCGUAACAAUCAU
Spathaspora passalidarum NRRL Y-27907 is the source of this 1033-nucleotide messenger RNA. RefSeq lists its product as uncharacterized. Lineage: Eukaryota; Fungi; Ascomycota; Pichiomycetes; Serinales; Debaryomycetaceae. Bases 24 to 809 code for a protein of 261 amino acids. The record is from RefSeq and is a predicted model, not a curated record. Gene Ontology annotation, cellular component: nucleus; cytosol. Gene Ontology annotation, biological process: proteasome assembly. The transcript has a single exon.